AUUCAAUCCGGACAGCAAAUGUUGUGAAGACGAGGAGCGGAGGGAGGAGGAUCGGGGAGGAGGCCAGCCUCAGUCCGCACACACAGGAGGAGGAGGACGACGUGGAGCUGAACGCUGCGAGGACACCAGAAUAGAAGCAGAUAAGAUGGGAUAGAGAGCCGGCGGAGGUGCAGACAUGGAGGUGGAGUGUGCCAUGGAGGUCAUGGAGAGCGAUGACCCCGAGCAGGAGGAAGUCUUCCCCGCUCUGGAGUUUCCUAUUUUUACCACCCCAGAUCUUGGGGAGGAUGCCGGGGUCUACAUGAAGUUAAUGAUGAAGAGUCCCUGCUAUGACGCCAUCCCUACGAGCUGCAAGCUGGUCGUGUUUGACACCUCUCUACAGAUAAAGAAAGCCUUCCUGGCAUUAGUGGCUAAUGGGGUGCGAGCGGCUCCUCUCUGGGACAGCAAACAGCACUGCUUUGUGGGAAUGUUGACCAUCACUGACUUCAUCAACAUACUGCACAGAUACUACAAGGCUCCGCUGGUUCAGAUCUAUGAGUUGGAGGAGCACAAGAUCGAGACGUGGAGAGAAGUUUACCUGCAGAAUUCCUUCAAGCCGCUGAUCUCCAUUCCUCCGUCCGGCAGCUUGUUCCACGCCGUCUACUCGCUGAUCAAGAACAAGAUCCACCGGCUUCCGGUCAUGGAGCCCGUAUCAGGAAACAUCCUGCACAUCCUCACACACAAGCGGCUGCUGAAAUUCCUCCAUAUGUUUGGGGGCACCAUUCCGCGACCUCGCUUCCUGCAGAGAACCAUCCUGGAGCUGGGCAUCGGGACUUUCAAGGACGUCGCGGUUAUUCAUGAGGCAUCCAGUAUAUACAGCGCUCUGGAGAUCUUCGUAGAGAGAAGAGUGUCCGCCCUCCCCGUAGUGAACGAGGCAGGGCAAGUUGUUGGGCUGUACUCCCGAUUCGACGUCAUACACUUGGCAGCACAAAAGAUCUAUAACAACCUGGACAUCACAGUGGGGGAGGCGUUACGGCGACGCAGCUUGUGCCUGGAAGGUGUCCUGAUGUGUUACCCCCACGAGACCCUGGAGACGGUGAUAGACCGCAUAGUAAAGGAGCAGGUUCAUCGGUUUGUGCUGGUGGAUGAAGAGCACCGGCCCCGCGGGAUUGUGUCACUGUCGGACAUCCUUCAGGCCCUGGUUUUAACCCCAGCAGGUAUAGACCGCAAUACUUUGUGACCGAGUCGCCGGAGCUGCUAUCGGACUUUUCUCCCCUCCUGGGCUUUCUACGGCUUAGGGAAAAU
Messenger RNA from Nanorana parkeri, 1281 nucleotides. RefSeq names its product protein kinase AMP-activated non-catalytic subunit gamma 3 (gene PRKAG3). The record is from RefSeq and is a predicted model, not a curated record. NCBI's taxonomy places the organism in Eukaryota, Metazoa, Chordata, Amphibia, Anura, Dicroglossidae. The coding region runs from base 176 to 1216 and encodes 346 amino acids. The transcript is spliced from 13 exons.